Molecule: messenger RNA, 1326 nt
Organism: Peromyscus californicus insignis
Lineage: Eukaryota; Metazoa; Chordata; Mammalia; Rodentia; Cricetidae
Gene: Znf683
Product: zinc finger protein 683
Biological process (GO): cell fate commitment; regulation of transcription by RNA polymerase II
Cellular component (GO): cytoplasm; nucleus
Molecular function (GO): histone deacetylase binding; RNA polymerase II cis-regulatory region sequence-specific DNA binding; DNA-binding transcription factor activity
Source: RefSeq, a predicted model, not a curated record
AUGUGGAGGUCAGAGGACGGCGUGCAGGAGGCAGAGGGAAGUGCCCAGCCCAAGUUGCCUCAUCGUCUUGCAAGUUCUUUCCCAACUCUGAACCGGGCAGGCUUAAGAGGGGCCAGAUGUUCAGUCCAGACUGUGGGGGACCUGAUCAUCUUCCUUUCUGAUUCAGAGCACCGGCCACCAGGCCUGCACGAAGACUCUAUGGAUAAUGAGAAACUGACAACCAAGGACUCGGUGAACAGAGAAGAGAUGGGAAACCAGCCAGAAAGAGGCUUCUGCCUCCCCCUCCCUCCUCACAGCAGCCCCUCCCCAGACGUCAGGCUGGACAGGAAGAGCCCUAGUCCCUUGACCUUCUGGCCCUGGCUUCCCCCCACUGUCGUCUCCAAGGAACUCCCUCUCCACAUCUACCCAGUCUUCCCUGGGUACCCACUUCUCUUGCCUCCCCCUUACCUAUUCACUUAUGGGGCCCCACCCUCUGUCCAGUGUCCGCAACUCCUCAUGCUGUCCCCAGACACCUCGUACACCACCAUGGCCACAUCCAGCUUGCUUACGACAGCCAAUGGUGCUGGACCCCAUAUCACCCAGGAGAAGCCCCCGCUUCUCACCUCAGGGGCUUCCCAGAGUGCUGGACACACCCUGCACUCCCAGGUCAGGAGUCAGAGCUUUAGAGAUACCUCAUCCUUCUCCCCAGGACAGGCUGGUGUGGCAGCUCCUGCAAAGCGGCCAGGCUCCCAGGCUGGUGUUCUAGCCCUGCCCUACCCUCUGAAGAAAGAGAAUGGUAAAAUCCUAUAUGAGUGCAAUGUGUGUGGCAAGAACUUUGGGCAGCUCUCCAACCUGAAGGUCCACCUGCGUGUACACAGUGGGGAGCGUCCAUUUCAGUGUGCCCUGUGUCAGAAGAGCUUUACCCAGCUGGCCCACCUGCAGAAGCAUCACCUGGUACACACCGGAGAGCGGCCCCACCAGUGCCGGAUAUGCCACAGACGCUUCAGCAGCUCCAGCAACCUCAAGAGCCACCUUCGCCAGCACUCGGGUGCCCAGCCGCUUCAGUGGAGCAUCUGUUCCGGUCACUUCACUCCGCAUGUCCACCUGAAGCUGCACCAUAGGCAGCAAGCUCCUCGGGCCCUGGCCCACCCCCACCUGCCCCUCGCCUCUCUCACCUGCCUUACCCAGUGGCACCAAGGAGCACUAGAUCUUGUGGCAGCAUCAUCAGAGAAGAUGGGCUGGGAUGUGGGCAAGGUCAAGGUGUCCCCAGUGUCGGGGAAGGCAAGGGCAGCCGGGCUGAGCAGUGGUCUGAUGGACAAAGAGCACCUGGAAGUCACCGGAGAAUGA